This is a messenger RNA of Megalobrama amblycephala (Wuchang bream), 6419 nucleotides long. It is a transcript of the gene ankib1a, whose product is annotated as ankyrin repeat and IBR domain containing 1a. Gene Ontology annotation, cellular component: cytoplasm; ubiquitin ligase complex. NCBI's taxonomy places the organism in Eukaryota, Metazoa, Chordata, Actinopteri, Cypriniformes, Xenocyprididae. Gene Ontology annotation, molecular function: ubiquitin protein ligase activity; ubiquitin conjugating enzyme binding; zinc ion binding. Gene Ontology annotation, biological process: protein polyubiquitination; positive regulation of proteasomal ubiquitin-dependent protein catabolic process; ubiquitin-dependent protein catabolic process. The record is from RefSeq and is a predicted model, not a curated record.
UUAACACCGCGAAGGAGACGUAGAUUAUUGUCCUAUGAAAUGAGAGCAUGACCAGCAAACACAGCCACGAGCACCACCCCUAUGAUUAUACAGUUCUUUAUCAUUUCUUUUUACAUAAUCGCUAACAUGAUCGAAGGUCUGCUGCCUGAUAACAAUGUCUGUAUAAACUUUUGACAAGCCGCUAGCUCUGCUCAUUUGAUGUGUCAACGCUUAAUGGAUACGAUGAGGACUUGCGGUAUGCGGCCCGUCCAAUCUCGCACUGGCUGAGUGCUGAAAACUGAAUGUGGGCCGCUCUGCGGCUCCCACUCCAACUCCCGCCAUGGGAAAUACCUCCACCAAAUUCCGUAAAGCACUUAUCAGUGGAGAUGAAGGCCUGGCUUGUCAACUCUAUGACAACAACCCCCAAUUUAAAGAGGCUCUGGAGCCCAAUGCAUCUUAUGGGGAGCCCUAUCAACACAACACACCCCUGCACUACGCCUCACGCCAUGCCAUGAUGCGCCUCAUCAGGUCUUUCCUUUUCUCCAAAGAUGGCAACCCCAACAAGUGCAACAUUCACAAUGAGACGGCGCUGCACCUGCUGUGCAUGGGCCCGCAGAUCCUGCUGGGUGAGGGGGCGCUGCAGCCGCGGUUCAGCCGCCCCCAGGAGGACGAACAGAACCGGGCUGAGUGCCUCCAGAUGAUCCUGCAGUGGACCGGAGCCAAGCUGGACCAGGGCGAGUAUGAGAGAGCCAACGUCAAUGCCACCGACAACAAAAAGAGCACCUGCCUGCACUACGCGGCGGCUGCUGGCAUGAAGAACUGUGUUGAGCUAUUAGUGAAGAACGAUGCAGAUUUGUUCAUGGAGAACGAGGACAGGGAGACGCCGUGUGACUGUGCGGAGAAACAGCAUCACAAGGAGCUGGCGCUCAGUCUGGAGUCGCAGAUGGUUUUCUCUCAGGAUGCUGGAGCUCAGGAGAUAGAAGCAGAGUAUGCCGCCCUUGACCGACGAGAGCCAUAUGAGGGAUUGAAACUUCAGGACUUGCGUCGGCUGAAGGACAUGUUGAUAGUGGAGACGGCGGACAUGCUGCAGGCUCCUCUCUUCACGGCUGAGGCGCUGCUGCGAGCUCACGAUUGGGACAGGGAAAAACUUCUGGAGGACUGGAUGUCUAAUGCAGAGGACUGCUGCCAGCGCUCAGGUAUUCAGAUGCCAACUCCCCCACCGAGUGGCUACAAUGCUUGGGACACUCUGCCUUCACCUAGAACUCCCAGAACAACUCGUUCCUCCGUCACCUCCCCUGAUGAGAUCAGCUUGCUCUCACCUACUGAUGGCCUUGCCCUGUGUGGAAUUUGCAUGUGCACCAUAUCUGUGUUUGAGGACCCUGUGGACAUGUCGUGUGGACACGAGUUCUGCCGGGCAUGCUGGGAAGGGUUUUUGAAUCUGAAGAUCCAGGAAGGGGAAGCACAUAACAUCUUUUGCCCUGCUUAUGACUGCUUCCAGCUGGUUCCCGUGGAGGUCAUUGAAAGCGUCGUCUCCAGAGAGAUGGAUAAGCGCUACCUGCAGUUUGACAUUAAGGCUUUUGUGGAUAAUAAUCCUGCCAUUCGCUGGUGCCCCGUAGCCAGAUGUGAAAGAGCCGUACGACUGACUAGGCCAGGACCUGGAGCCUCUGACACUCGGAGCUUCCCCUUGCUCAAAGCCCCCGCUGUAGACUGUGGGAAAGGCCAUCUCUUCUGCUGGGAGUGUCUUGGUGAUGCUCAUGAACCCUGUGACUGUGAGACAUGGAAGAUGUGGCUGCAGAAGGUGUCUGAAAUGAAGCCUGAAGAAUUGGCUGGUGUGAGCGAAGCUUAUGAAGAUGCUGCCAACUGCCUGUGGCUGCUCACCAACUCUAAACCUUGUGCCAACUGCAAAUCCCCCAUCCAGAAAAACGAAGGCUGUAAUCACAUGCAGUGCGCGAAGUGCAAGUAUGAUUUCUGCUGGAUUUGUCUUGAGGAAUGGAAGAAACACAGCUCCUCUACCGGAGGAUACUAUCGAUGUACGCGCUACGAGGUCAUCCAACAGGUGGAGGAACAGUCCAAGGAAAUGACUGUGGAGGCAGAAAAAAAGCACAAGAGUUUUCAGGAACUCGACUGUUUUAUGCAUUACUACACACGAUACAAGAACCACGAACACAGUUACCAGUUAGAAGAACGACUCCUGAAAACAGCCAAAGAAAAGAUGGAGCAACUGAGCAAAGCUUUCAUUGGAAGGGACGGAGCCCCACCUGACACCACGUUCAUUGAGGACGGUGUGCAUGAACUUCUCAAGACCCGACGCAUCCUUAAGUGCUCUUAUCCAUAUAGUUUCUUCUUGGAGCCCAAAAGCACAAAGAAAGAAAUAUUUGAACUUAUGCAGACUGAUUUAGAGAUGGUCACUGAAGACCUUGCUCAGAAGGUGAACAGGCCUUACCUCCGCACCCCUCGCCAUAAGAUCAUCAGUGCCAUGUAUCUGGUGCAGCAGAAGAGACGGGAGUUCUUGGCCUCUGUGGCUCGAGGUGUCGCCCCCAAUGAUUCCCCUGAGGCUCCGCGCCGCAGUUUUGCUGGUGGGACGUGGGACUGGGAGUAUCUGGGAUUUGCCUCUCCUGAGGAAUACUCCGAGUUCCAGUACAGACGGAGACACAGGCAGCGGCGUCGGGGAGACCUGCUCCGACUGCACAGCCUCCGCAGUAACACCCCUGAACCCCACGACUCCACUGACAACACUUCAGAAACACAUGAGGGAGGCAAUUCACAAAGGCAUGGGAUCUCCAUGGCACUUGGUUCCCUGGAUGACGAUGACCCCAAUAUUUUGCUGGCUAUUCAGCUGUCCCUACAGGAGUCCGGGCUGGCCUUGGACCCCGAGCCUCAGGAUGUGCUCAGUAACGACGCCUCUGUAGGUGCCAGUGGUUCCUCUCUGUCCUCUAGACUGGAUUCUGCCCCCCAUACUGCGGAUCCUCCCCGGGCUUCCAUGAGCAACUCUGAGCUUCUGGAGCUGGGAGACAGCCUUAUGAGACUGGGCAACAUUACCAGCCACUAUACACCCUUUAACAUGAGUUCCUACCCUGAUGCCUUCACCCCGAGUGACCCGGACUGCCUGGACCCUUCCACCAACGCCAACCUGCUUGGCAACAUUAUGGCCUGGUUCCAUGAUAUGAAUCCACAGAGCAUUGCACUGAUUCCCUCAGCCACCUCGGAUGCCGGUCCCGAGCCACCCGCUUUUGGAGAGGGACAGUCUGCCAAAGCCCAGGACGAGGAGAACGAAGUGGGAAGUCCUGAGCAAAGCUCCCUAUCGCUGACAAAAGAAAGUACAGAUAUGUUGGCGACGCAGCUUUUGGAGCUAGAAUGUGUGGAUGAUGUACAACCUCCUAAAGCAGAGUCCUCCUUAGAGGAUUCGGGCGGCAGUGUAGAUCACACUAGUGCAGUUUGUCCUGAAAGCAGCGCUGAUCCGCAGGUAACCGACCUCUCCUCAGAGUGGGAGGAAGAAGUGCACCUAGUGUGAGGAAUGAGUCCAAUUACGUUUACCAACUGAGUGCUCUUAUUGUGCCAAAACACUAAAUAAAAGCAAAACUGUUUGUGCAAAAAUGGAGACGUGUGAACGAGGUGCAGUGGGGUUAGAUGGGACUUGUCUCGUCUGGUGGAAGAAAUGAGAAAACAUGCUCAGAUUCAAGCUUAUGAAAGUAGAUGAGAGAAGAGUGGGCCUCAUUCACUAACCGUAUUUGUGUGUGUAUGAAUGUUUUUGCACAGAAAUCAUAGUUCAUCAAAACGUUUGCACUUUUUUUCCUACAAUUUAGAACCAACUAAAACGGCAUGCAUGUAAAAAUCAGCAAAUCAGCCCUAAAAACGUGCUUUUAAACCGAAAUGUUUUAUAUUUAAUUGAAAAUUUGACCUGAGAAUUUAACAAAAGAGAUGUAGCAUUAAAGAAUUCCGAGCAUUAUAGUUUGAUCUGGACUAGUUUCUGCAUAAAAAGCUGUUUUUAGGCCUAUAUAAAGAUCUAUUGUGUACAAAAAACCUCUAAAUGGAGAUGUUUAGGAUGCUAAUUAUUAACUUUAGGCACAUUUAUGUAGGAUAAUCUGGAUUUAUCAACAUUAGAAAGAGUGUAAGAGCAAAUUUAUGUGCAUACCUGUUGUGAAUCGUGGAAAUUUUGUGAGAACUUUUUCUGUGCACGUAAGAACACACGGUUGUAAGUGAAUGUUGCAAUGAAAUGGAGGUAGUGCCAUCUUUUCUUCCGUAUUGUGAUGUACAUCUGAGUGAAAUGGAUUAUUGGAAAAGGGAAAAAAUGUAGGGCGGGGACUUUUAUAUCCAUUGAUUGGAUGGAGGCAGAUCUGAACGCAAGCUUGCGGAUGUUUGCAGUGUUGCCAAGUCCGAUAUUUUCCCGUGGAAUUGGGCUACUUUUACACUGUUGCCGCGGGUUGGUUUUUUAGUCCGACAUCCCCCCGGGAACUCAAUUUUUACCCCCCACUAAUGCAAUUGGGCUGGUUUUGUUACGCAAACCUGGCAACCCUAGUCGUUUGUAAGAAAGCAGCGGGGUUUAAGUGGAUUUAAUGAUUGGAGAAGGCUAGCAUACAUCACCAGAAAAAAGUCAAGUCAUCAAAAAUCAUUUUCAUCUGAAGAUAUGACAUCUUGACUAAAAAUGAUGAGGUCAAAAGAAAAAGAAAUUAUGGACAGAUGAAUUGUCCACAAUAAGAUCAAUAACGUGCAUAUAGAAAUCUUUCAUUUCAUGCUGACUUUUUUGUCCAUCUCCAGAAAUCAUGCUGUGGGUGCCAUGUAUUAGAUUGGAAAUUCAUUCUUUCUUUUAAAGAGGUGAAAUAUGAAUUUUUGACAGUAGUAUCUUCAUGAAAAGAAAAAAAAAGGAAUGUUUACAUGCAGAAGAAAAUACAUGAGUUUGUGAAUGCAUUGAUCCACUGUUUCUGGACUCUUGUAGUUACUGUGAACAGUGUGAAGUCAUCAGUAAGACCUGAACCUUUUGCUUUUCAUGAGUUCUUUUAUUCUACAGCAGCCCUUUUAUUUAGCAAAGCUUUAUUUCAAAACACUAAUGUUCUUUUUAUGCCAUAUUUAAUGCAAUUGGUGCGUACAAUGCACAUUUCACAUGUUAUAAAUGAGUGUUUGAGUGUGAAAUGUUGUUUGUUGAAAACUUCAACAUAUUGUCCUGCAGAAGACGUUGUUUCGCUUCAGAAAGGUAACACUUCAUGUAACUGAAAUUGUGAUAGCAUUGUCUAUUGUGACUACUACACACAACACCUCCGAUAUCCAGUGUUGUGUAUCUCAUGUAUAAUGCAUAUAUAUGCAUAAAGACACUCCACUGGUCUUCUGAAGCAAUAGAGAGAUAAAAACAGUGGUUUUCCUGAUUUUGUUUGUGUGCCACUCAGUCAGACACAUAGGAAGUCGUUAUCUUAAACAACAAAAACAGUUAUAUUAGCUCUCAUAUGUGGCCAAACAGAUGAUAAACUAACCUUCUUUGCUGAAGACCUUCCCUGACAAAACAUACUGUGCAGUAAGAAUACUCCAGGUUAAAUGCAGUUUAAGAUUUAUAGACAGCAUCUGUGGCAUGGUAUUGAGUACCACUUAAUUUUUUGUACAAAAAAAAAAAAGUAAUGCAUGAUGCUGUCCAUAUCUUAAAGUGUUAUUUAAACCAGAAUAUUAAUCUAACAGUCAUAAAUACUGUAGUUUGAUUUCUAGUACUGAUACAUAACUGUUGGAAGGUUUUUAGAUGUGAGGAAGAGAUUGUUGUUUUGUGUUUUUUUUUUUUUAGAUACUACUGUGCUCAUCAGUGUGCCUUUUUUGUACUUUUUCUUAUUUAUAUACAUGUUGCCUAAUUAAGUUAGUGUUUGCUGUGUCAAUCAAAUACAAUCAACCUUACAUAUUAAUUUUCCCCCUGAAUAGAUAGUCUUUGUUUCAUGUUGACGACAGCCUUGUGUUUUCUAUUACACUGAAUUGGUUGCCAUGUUUUGAUUUCCUGUCAUUACAGUUAGUAUGGCUCUACAGAGGUGUCUUUUAAUGACAGUAUGAUAUAAGGGAAAGAAAGAAUAGGCUUUUUUUUCCUCAGAUAAAAUUUACAUUGGAUGUGAUGACCAGUUUUUACAUCUUAAUCUGACCAUUGUGUGUAAAAAUGGAUGAAGUUUGAAUUUUUUGUUUCUUUUACUGAAGUAUUUAUGGUGGUGGUAUUUUUUUUAUUUUUUAUUUUUUGGUAAUUUCAUUUGAUUUUUUUUUUUUUUUUUUUAAACAUGACCAUUAACCUUGAAUUGUCAUUUGCACAUUCAUAGACUAUACUUGAUACAUUCCCAGUUUGUAUGAUGUGUAGCCAAUAAACAGAAAGUAUUGGUAAAGGUUUGCUCGGAUUAAAAAGUUUAAAAUAGUCCUCUUAUUUGUUGUGGUUCAUGAAAAACAAAUACUGUACUUGCUUUCUUUAAAUUAAAUGACAAUGAACAGCG